Molecule: messenger RNA, 799 nt
Organism: Oncorhynchus kisutch (coho salmon)
Lineage: Eukaryota; Metazoa; Chordata; Actinopteri; Salmoniformes; Salmonidae
Exons: 6
Coding region: 140-799 (219 amino acids)
Source: RefSeq, a predicted model, not a curated record
AAACAAUCAUUUUCGAACGUGUGUUGCCAAGAGACAUCUAACCGACGUUCUAUGGAACGUUUUCUGUGCGAAAACAACAAUUUUGCUGCUGACAACAAACUUGUUUGAUUUUUGAGACCUGAGAACAAUCGACUGGAAAAUGCCUGGGUGCUUUUCAAGACUGGCGGAGAGAGUGCGUGGACGUCGGCGGCCUACUGCGUCGACAGGUUGUUCAAAUUCAUUUGUGGCUUGUUUUUCUUGUCUUUUUCUGUUUUGCAGGGUUCGUGAUCGUCGACAGGUGGACAGCGACAGCGACUUCGAAGAGGAAACAACUGUCCUGGAUGAGGUCCAGUUGGAUGUGCCAUUGGAUGAUGUGCCAGAUGUUCCACAGCUGCCAGUCCUCCUUGAUGUCCAGAAUGCUGCUAUCAUCCUUGAGGAUGUGCCAGAUGUGCAGACUAUCCUUGAGAACAAUGCCGGUCCGGUGGUUAAAGCUUGGAGAACUUUUCAGUUCAUCAGCCCCAUCAUCACCUACAUGCUUGGGGGAUCCCAGCAGGUGGUGGUGAGGAUGCACCACGUGAGUAGGGUGAGAGGCCUGGAGACUCAACUGGUGUGGGCCAUCUCCAAGGAGACAGCCAGGCUUAGUCCAGAGGGCAUCACCUACUGUGCCACCAAAGUGCAGUCCAUCACUUGGAUCCAGCGUGUGGCUGGCAGGGUGACCCACUAUGCGUCUCACCUCCGCCACGAGACAUCUGUGGACGUGACACUUGGCUGCUACCAGAUGCUGAAGGAUAGUGGUCAUAAUGCUGUUAUCCCCCAUUGA